Plasmodium knowlesi strain H is the source of this 2397-nucleotide messenger RNA. Its product is annotated as vacuolar transporter chaperone, putative. NCBI's taxonomy places the organism in Eukaryota, Apicomplexa, Aconoidasida, Haemosporida, Plasmodiidae. The record is from RefSeq and is a predicted model, not a curated record. The transcript has 4 exons. Bases 1 to 2397 code for a protein of 798 amino acids.
AUGGUGGAGGUGCCCAGGCAUUACCGAAAGUACUACGUUUCGUACAAGAAGAUUAAGAGGACCAUAGUCAAGAUGGGACACAAGUACAGAAAGAAGCUCGAGAAGGAUUUGAUACAAAGUGCAGCCAGGAGGGUUGACGAGCAGGGCAUAAAACUUCUGCCUCCCUUCCUAUUCAACGACCUCAUCACCCAGGAAAUCAAAAAGAUAAACAAAUUUUCGGAAAAAAAGUACAACGAAAUUAUCGACAUCCUCAUGAGCACCUACGAGGAACUCAAGUCGAUUGACCUCUACUCCUGUAAAAAGGAAAAAGAAGAAAUGGAGAAAAAGAUAGACUUAAUAGGCUGCGACAUUGUCCACUUUGAUUUUUACAUUCACAAGAAUUGCAAAAUAUUAAUGAAGUUGGGUUUUUAUUUUGAUCAUGUAAUGAACAUCUCCAUCAACCAGUGGCUACUUCUUGGCUUAAUAAAGGAGAAGUUCUGCAACAUCAAUGUGGACGAGUUGGUGGUGUAUCUAUCCGUUCUGUAUGCCCUGCACCGUUCUCGCUCUGAAACAAGCACGUACAGCGGUGCGAAUGCACACAUCGAUCCGAACGAGGACAACCUCGCCAACCCAUGUAACGCUGCUCCCUCCCCAGAAGGAAAGACCUGGGUCCCACCGGAAACAUUCGAACGCACAUCCACCAAGUUCCUAAUGAAGUACGAGGACAUCGUGUAUACCAAAGUAAAAAUUGUAAAGCACCUUCCCUAUUUGAUAUUCGGCCUAAGUAAUCAAGACUUGGAAGAGCACUUCCGGAACUUCGGCCAAAAGAAAAAUAAAAAACUCGCCGCUCAGAUGGAUGGAGAGUUAGACGAUACACAUGAGAAAAACAAACCGCUCAACGAAUCUCAACAAAUAACUUCUGUCUAUUUGGACAAUGAAGAAGCCACUUGUUACAGUAACAGAAUUUUGAGGUAUGAGAAUGCGCAACUUAUUCGGUUCAGGUGGUACAACGAUAACGAUGGGAACCCGGACAAAACCAUUUUUAUUGAAAGGAAGAUUCAUCACGAGGAGUGGACCGGAGAGAUCUCCACCAAGGAGAGGUUUGAGUUGCAGCAGAAAUAUGUUUUCAAAUUUAUGACUGGCCAAAUGGAUGUACCGAAGUUUUUCCAAAGGAGGAGAGGCACAAUGGGGAAGGAGGGCACCCAGGUGAAAGGUACUUGCGUGGGAAAUUUGGAGAAAAAAUUAAAAAAGAAUGAGAAACUUGCAAUGGAAAUCCAAGCCAUGAUAACGAAAAAUCAGCUAGAACCCAUCAUCAGAACAUCCUACCUCAGGUCGGCGUUCCAACUCAGUGACGACAACUCAAUCAGAAUUUCCAUCGAUACAAAUGUGUCCAUGCUGAACGAAUAUGUACGAAAAAGAGAACAUUGGUGUAGGUUAGCAGAGGAGGCUUUGCGAAAAAAUGAAAUUAGACGCCUGAAUUAUGCAAUCAUAGAAGUUAAACUGAAGGUAGAGAAAAUCCCACAAUGGGUUCAAGACAUAUUAAAUAGCAACCAUUUUAUAAACGCUUAUAAAUACUCAAAGUAUCAAACAGCCAUGGCUUUGUUACAUCCCGAGAAAAUUAAAUAUAUUCCUGUGUGGAUCCAUAGUAAUGUCCAUGAGAAAUUCAAGCCAAACAAUAAUUAUGCAGAAUCGGUCUUGACUGGGUAUAGUAGUUGUGGAAAGGGAGAUAAUACAAACGCUGAUUCUUUGCAGGCAUCAGUUGGUGUCACCAUCGAAAAUGCUGUUACUGUUGCCAAGGGAGCAAGUGACUGCCAGGAAAUAAUACAUCUACAGGGAAGUGGUGAUCCCCCUGUAAAAAGAAGAAAUAAAAUCUAUGCGAAUGGUUAUAUACAACAAAUGACCAAUCCAUCCUCUCAUCAGUCUUUAGAAAAAUGGAACAUCUUAGAUAAAACUUCCCUUUGGCUGAGUCACAAAUAUAGCAGAAAUAAAAAUGCGCAGGAGAAAAUCGACCUCCUCAAAAUCGAUCCCAAAAUAAAUUUUGCAGCGGAGAGAACUUUUCUUCAUUAUUCUCUGGUCUCCGUAUACAUCACCUUGUUGGCACUUUUUUUAGAAAAAUAUAAAAAUGAAAAUGAAGAUUUGGAUUUAGUCAUUAUUUUGUUGCUCGCAACUUCCUUCUCCUCUUUGAUAUCAUCCUACUUCCUCUUUUUGAAGCGCAUCGAGAUCAUUGACCGGCGGAAGACGAAGGAACCGCUCCUGGGACGACGCCGCUUCGACAGCUUUUACAGCCCCCUCAUUUUUUUAAUCCUCCUCUUCUUCUCCAUCAUUUUGUCAAUAUAUUUCAACUUCAACGUGAAGGCGAUAAAAGUGGCGAGCUGGACCCCCUUCACCUUUUCGUCCUUCCCCUUUCGCGUGAAGUGA